Molecule: messenger RNA, 462 nt
Organism: Prorocentrum cordatum
Lineage: Eukaryota; Dinophyceae; Prorocentrales; Prorocentraceae
Source: the annotation of a GenBank genome assembly
CAGGUCGGACUACGCGCAGGUCAGAAACAGCAACAUGCUGGCGCACUGGUCCGCGGUCUCCAGCAUCCGGAAGCCCGUGGUCGCCGCGGUCAACGGCUUCGCGCUCGGCGGAGGUUGUGAGCUUGCGAUGUCCUGCGAUAUUAUCAUCGCCUCCGAGGACGCGAAGUUCGGGCAGCCGGAGAUCAAGCUCGGAACGAUCCCAGGCGUUGGCGGCACGCAGAGACUGCUGCGAGCAGUCGGGAAGGCGAAGGCCAUGGACCUGAUCCUCACUGGCGACAUGCUCUCUGCUAGCGACGCGGAGCGUGCUGGCCUCGUUGCCCGGGUUACGAAGGCCGGCGGCGUGCUGGAGGAGGCGCUGAAGGUGGCGGAGCAAAUCGCCUCCUUCUCGUCGCCGGUGGUCAUGCUCGCGAAGGAGUGCGUGAACGCCGCCGCGGAGGUGCCCCUCGCGGAGGGCCUCAGGCU